GCCUUUCAGUCCUCCUGAGCAAGCAAGGCACCUGGUCCCUGCAUUCCCUGCCAUAGCAGGCUGAGUAUUGCUGAGUAAAUCCAUCUCAUCAGGAGGAGGAGGAAACACUUUUGGGAAUGAUAAAACAACGAGCAAAGCAAGAGCUGCCGGGGCGGCUGAGUGCCCCAAUGGCUGAAGAAAAGCCCAAGUAUAACUGCACUGUCAGUGAAGUCACGAUUGUGAACCUGCAGCCUGAUAAAAAUCCAGUUCUCCUCUUGCCAGGAGGGAAGCCAGGAAGUGAACAUAGAAACCUUGGUUUCCAGCCUCCUUCUCCAAGGAUUUCAGAGAAGAGGCUAUGCCAAGGAGAGAAAAAAUUGUGGCCAGAAAAGAUGAAAAAGGAGGGAGUUUUGUCUCCCAGCCUGCAUCGUGCAAAUGAGUUGUGCAGCACAGAGAAUGUUAGCCUGAAGAGGCAAGUGAAGUUGGCCCCUCUGGAGAUCCCUGUGGAAGUAAAAGAAGCCCAGCUCCAAAAGAUUAUGAGCAUCCAGAGAGAAGCCCAAAUGGCUGCCCAGAAGCUGAUGGUGAUCAACUCCAUGCGGAAUGAGCCCCAUGUGAAACGGGUAAAGAAUCUGGCACAGGGGGAGCUGGGAAACCUUCAACAGAUCAAGCUGAGUGAGAAGGCUGCUCUGGAGAGCAAAGAUGAUCCCCUACCCCCUAAAAGCAGCAAACCCCUUGGAGAAAUCCAAAUUAUUUUGCCUUCAGAGACAACCUCUAAGUCGACUAAACAAGCAGGUGCUGAGGAGGCUCCCAAGACACUCUGUAAGCCGUUAAUCCCCACUCUCCACGUGUCUGACAUGCAUGGAGAGUCCAACAGCCCCGAGAGCAUCCCUGAUCCCUGCCAAAAUGUUUCUCGGCGCCGAUUCAGAUUAAGACACACGAAAGAGCAGCAGGAAGACCACGGGAAAGCCAAACCCUUAAAGGCCACAGAUCCAAGUGUGGGAGAAGGCACGAAGAAAACUGCAGGUCAGCGGACACAAAAAACCCUCAGUGACGCCAGCAAGCUCAUUGAAAAUGUGUCCAAAAAGCAGAAGGAACGAGGAGCAAAGCAAAGGGAAAUAGAUGAAGCCUCUCUUGGGAGGAGGCAGUCCAUUCGAAGGAUGGCCUUGGGAGACAUCAUACAGGUGGAUGAUGACUGAAUGUUACAGCACAGAUACCCAGAAAAAUGUUUCAGAAUGACUGCUUAGCUAGAAGUCUUCAGAAGAGUGCUUGGAGACAUUAGUAGACCACCAAGUAAAAAUAAGGCGAUAUUGUUGAACAACUCUAUCAUUUGCUGAGAUGCUCAAACAAGCGGCUCAGAGAAAAUAACAUUUCGCUCUGCUCAACACUAGAAAGGCCUCAAAUAUCCUGAGCCCAGCACGGAGUAUAACUUUUCAAGACACAUAUGGACCAUGCAGGAAAACUAUGGAUGUGGACUGGGUGGAGGGAUCAAGAAAAAAACAGGAAUGUAGAAAGUGCUGUGUCUGGGGCUUUUUGCUCCUGAGAAUAUAGCUCUUCCACUCUCAGAUGUGGCAAGUCUGUUUCAGAAAAAAAGAUUUAAAAGUUCUUCAUAUCUACUGUUGGCAGAACAAUAAAUAAUUAGCAUUAGUUUAGCAGGAGACAUUCAAGUCAGAAAAGGAGAAAAACUUUUAAGUGCAACAGACACCGAAGAAUGAUGUUUACCAAGAUGGGAAUCUCUGUCACUGAAAUUUUUAAUAAUGCAUUAGGCAAACACCUGCCAAGGAUGUUUUCAGAUGAAUUAAUCCUUCAUUCACACACAAGGACCGGAUGAUCUGUAAUGUCCUUCAGUCUCAAUUUUCUUAUAUUGUAUGGUCUAUCUUUUCAGUUGUCUACCUGUGGGGCUGCAUACUAAGCCAUGUAGUGCAAAAAGAUACAAUAAAUGCAACUUUUCACUUUUCACUGAUUCUUCAUUGUCUUGCAGCUUGUGCCAAGAUAUUAACUGAAUUCUUCAGAAGGAAGCAUCUAGUGCUGCUUUCCCUUGGUUUCUUCAGACUUCUGUUUAUUCUUUCACAAUUUCUUGGUAAAUGGAGGAACAGUUCAUCCAUAUAUUUUUUGUGUUGCCCUUUUUACCUUUUCACUUUUGGUCACUUUUUAAGAUCUUAGUCAUCUUGUAAAGAUUGAGUAUUGGGUUUAUGUAUAAUACGGAAUAAACCAAACCUAUGCAGUCUCAA
Corvus hawaiiensis (hawaiian crow) is the source of this 2204-nucleotide messenger RNA. RefSeq lists its product as uncharacterized. The record is from RefSeq and is a predicted model, not a curated record. NCBI's taxonomy places the organism in Eukaryota, Metazoa, Chordata, Aves, Passeriformes, Corvidae. The transcript has 2 exons. Bases 117 to 1172 code for a protein of 351 amino acids.